UUCAAAGCCACGUUAUCAAAUAUCAAUUGUGCCGUGUACUCAUGAUUCAUGAAUUUCACUAUCAUUUAUGACAUCGCUCAUGAUCUAACAGAUUCACAUUUGAUAACGAACUCUUGAGGGAAGAUUAAAGAUUACAAAAAACAAAAUGCAAAGUGUAAUUAAUCAGAUACCGAAAUCAUCCUACGAUGAGGAGGAGGAGGAGGAGGCGGUGUCACGGCGAAUAGAGAGGGUGCGGCGGCACUUGGAAGGCGUUCCCUAUUGUGUGAGGACGGGGCAGGUGGAGAUGGUGGCGUGCGCGAGGGUGAAUUUGAACGUGGAGACGGCGGCUCUGUCGGGAUACAUGAGGGGGAAGUACAGGGACAUUCAGGAGAAGGUGUACGAGUACUUCAACAAGAAGCCGGAGCUGCAGACGCCGGUGGAGAUCCUCAAGGAUGACUACCGUGAGCUCUGCAUGAGGCAGCUGCUGGGGCUAGUCAGGGAGGCGGGAAUCAGGCCUUUCCGCUACGUCAGCGACGACCCUGCUAAGUACUUCGCCAUCGCCGAAGCCGUUGGCAGCAUCGACAUGUCCCUCGGCAUCAAAAUGGGCGUCCAAUACAGCCUGUGGGGUGGUUCUGUGAUCAAUUUGGGGACUAAGAAGCACAGGGACAAGUACUUUGAUGGCAUUGAUAGCUUGGACUAUCCCGGUUGUUUUGCUAUGACCGAGCUUCACCACGGUUCAAAUGUGCAGGGCCUCCAAACUGUCGCCUCCUUUGAUCCAAUCACAGAUGAAUUUGUCAUUGAUACGCCAAAUGAUGGCGCCAUCAAGUGGUGGAUUGGCAAUGCUGCAGUGCAUGGCAAGUUUGCCACUGUUUUUGCCAGGUUGAAGCUACCUGCUUAUGAUACAAAAGGAGCUGCUGAUAUGGGUGUCCAUGCCUUCAUAGUUCCCAUAAGGGACAUGAAGACCCAUCAGCCACUUCCAGGAGUUGAGAUUCACGAUUGCGGUCAUAAAGUAGGCCUCAACGGUGUGGAUAAUGGAGCAUUGAGAUUCCGCUCUGUGAGAAUUCCUCGAGACAAUCUGCUAAAUCGAUUUGGAGAUGUUUCCCGUGAUGGGAAGUAUACAAGUAGCCUUCCUACCGUAAAUAAGCGCUUUGCUGCAACCCUAGGAGAACUUGUAGGUGGUAGGGUGGGCCUUGCAUAUUCUUCGGUUGGUGUCCUGAAGAUUGCAGCCACAAUUGCCAUUCGGUAUUCUCUGCUUCGUCAGCAAUUUGGACCUCCAAACCAGCCUGAAGUGUCUAUUCUUGAUUACCAGUCUCAACAGCAUAAGCUUAUGCCAAUGCUGGCUUCAACUUAUGCUUUUCAUUUUGCCACUGCAAAUUUAGUGGAGAAAUACGCUGAAAUGAAGAAAACCCAUGAUGAUGUAUUAAUUGCAGAUGUCCAUGCUCUUUCGGCAGGUUUAAAGUCUUAUAUUACUUCAUAUACUGCAAAGUCACUCAGCACCUGUAGGGAAGCCUGUGGAGGCCAUGGUUAUGCUGCUGUAAACCGGUUUGGUUCCUUGAGGAAUGACCAUGACAUUUUUCAGACGUUUGAAGGAGACAACACGGUUCUUCUUCAACAGGUUGCAGGUGAUCUUCUAAAACAAUACAGAGCAAAGUUCAAAGGCGGGGCUUUUACAGCGACAUGGAACUACCUGAAAGAAUCCAUGAAUACAUAUCUGUCACAGCCAAAUCCAGUUACAGCUCGGUGGGAAGGCGAGGACCAUUUGAGAAAUCCGAAGUUUCAGUUAGAUGCUUUUAGAUACCGAACAUCCAUAUUACUUCAGAGUGUUGCUGUACGACUCCAAAAGCAUUCUAAAACUCUUGGGGACUUUGGUGCAUGGAAUAGGUGCUUGAAUCACCUUUUGACACUUGCAGAGUCACAUAUUGAGUCAGUCAUCCUUGCUAAAUUCAUUGAUGCUGUUCAAAGCUGUCCUGAUCCAAGCUCUCAAGCUGCUCUCAAGCUUGUGUGUGAUCUUUAUGCUCUGGAUCGAAUACGCGAUGACAUUGGAACCUACCGUAAUGUUGAUUAUGUGGCUCCCAACAAAGCCAAGGCGAUCAACAAAUUGACGGACUAUCUGAGUUUCCAAGUGAGGAAUAUUGCAAAAGAACUCGUAGAUGCAUUUGAUCUACCGCCUCAUGUUACAAGGGCUCCUAUUGCCAUGCAGUCAGAAGCGUACACGCAGUACACACAAAUUGUUGGAUUCGAAUAGCAGAACUGCAGCAUGGAGAAUUCACAUGAAAUUAAUAAUAAUAAAUAAAUAAUUUUUUUAGCGUAUUGUUGAAAUUGGAUUUCACUAGUUUCUUCAAGAUGAAUCAUCGAAAGAAAAUAAUACCAACACACACACACAAACCACGAUCAACAAACCAAAGCAGUUUGAGGCACGAAUUGGUCGAAAUAGAAAGUUAUUGUAUAAGAAGUAUAUUGUCUUUAGGAGAAACAAUUGCAAGACUACUCAUCCUGUUUCAUUGAUUGAAAAUUGUUGUUCAAGUUGGGCA
Arachis ipaensis is the source of this 2510-nucleotide messenger RNA. It is a transcript of the gene ACX2, whose product is annotated as acyl-CoA oxidase 2. The record is from RefSeq and is a predicted model, not a curated record. Gene Ontology annotation, biological process: fatty acid beta-oxidation using acyl-CoA oxidase; lipid homeostasis. Lineage: Eukaryota; Viridiplantae; Streptophyta; Magnoliopsida; Fabales; Fabaceae. Gene Ontology annotation, cellular component: peroxisome. Gene Ontology annotation, molecular function: acyl-CoA oxidase activity; FAD binding; fatty acid binding.